Molecule: messenger RNA, 6256 nt
Organism: Bradysia coprophila
Lineage: Eukaryota; Metazoa; Arthropoda; Insecta; Diptera; Sciaridae
Gene: Usp15-31
Product: Ubiquitin specific protease 15/31
Biological process (GO): protein deubiquitination
Molecular function (GO): cysteine-type deubiquitinase activity
Source: RefSeq, a predicted model, not a curated record
GGCAACACAUCAGUGUGGCGAAUCGAAUUAAAGCGUUUUGUAUGGUUGACUCAGUGUUAAGUUGGAAAAAGUGUUAAAUUGUGUACAAAAUUAAUGCUUUUAAAAUGUCGCAAAGUGAAAAUUCGAAUAAUAAAAUGGACAAUCAAUGUGACAAUGGUGUACCGAAAAAUGAAAGUGAUGCGAGUGAUGUGAAAAAUUUGAUCAAAGAACGGAACAAAAUUCGUCGAGCAUUUUCAAUGCCGCGUUCAAUUCCAUUAUCAUUUCGCUUAUCUGUAUCACGACGGAAAAACAAUAAGGAUAGUUCUGCGAUAAAUGAAACAAAUGCCCAAAUAAAUGCUACUACAGAUCCGGCCGUGUCUAUACCGAGCGAUAACAAUUGUUGUACGGAACAAACGAAGACGAAAAACUUUCGCCGUUCCUGGAAGAAAUUUCUAUCUCGAGUUGCACAACAAAUGACUUCAAUAAAUAUCGGUGCCAAACAAACUACUACAGACAGAGUGCCACCACUGGGAGGAUAUGUGUGGCCACCCGAUCAAAUUCCUGGCGUAACCGGUUUGAAAAACCACGGAAAUACGUGCUUUAUGAACGCAGUGUUACAGUGUCUCAGUCACACAGACAUUUUGGCCGAAUAUUUCGUUUUGGAUCAAUAUAAGGCCGAUCUGAAAAGGAGGAACAAGUUGACGUCACGAAAAUUUGGUACAAAAGGUGAAUUAACCGAACAAUUAGCCUUAGUACUAAAAGCAUUGUGGACGUGUAAAAUUGAAUCCGACUACAGUACCAGUUUUAAGGCGGUUGUUGAUCGAUACGGAUCGCAGUUUCGCAGUUCAACUCAACAUGAUGCUCAAGAGUUUUUAUUUUGGUUGCUCGAUAAAGUGCAUGAAGACUUGAACACUGCUUCCAAGCGAAAAUACAGAUCGAUGAAGAACAACUAUGGUCGACCGGAUGAAGUGAUCGCCGCAGAAACUCUUGCCAAUCACAUUCGAUGCAAUAAUUCAUUCGUACAGGCGGUGUUUCAAGCUCAGUUUCGAUCGUCACUGUCAUGUCCCAGGUGUCACAAACAAAGCAAUACUUUUGAUCCUUUCCACUGUAUUUCGGUUCAGUUACCCCAACUGGCGCAACAAGCGGUUUUUGUUACUGUUCUGUACGCUAGUCAGCAUCCGCGUCAAGUGAAAUUAGGUCUCGGAGUACCACCAGGUUCACCGAUGGUGGCAAUACGCGAACAACUACAAGCCGAUACUGGCAUACCUCUCGAGCGUAUAGUUUUGGCCGAAAUAACUGAAGCCGGAUUUAGUCGUGUGUUCUGUGAUUCACACCCAAUUUCAUCGCUGAGCGAAGAUGAUUCCAUUUAUUGCAUCGAAACGCAGAGUACCGCCGAUGAUUCAACAAACUUGACAUUGAUCGUGGCAAAUGUUCAACGAAAUGAAAGUGAUGGCGCUUGCAAGCGUUUUGGUACACCAUUUUGCCUGCAAGUCAGCCGUGAUGUUUCCUACAAUGAAUUACAAAAGAAAUUGCUGAAAGAGAUGCAAACAGUCCUGAAAUCGGACGUAUUUUCCUACAGUACACCACCAUCGAAAAUGUUCAAAAUUCGCUUACAGGAUGUAUCAGCCGAUCCUGACACGUACAUCGAACCAACGGUCGAACAUCCGCUGUUUACCGAAAUGAUUGAUCUGGCAUUAGCAAUUCUGCCAAGUGACGGAGGACCUCCUCAUGUUAAACUAUUACUGGAAUGGUCGGAGCCUGAGAAAUAUUUUAGUGAUUUGACAGAUCCGUUUGUCGAACAUGAAAGUGUGUCACAGAUGAAGGAACGAUGCAACGGCAAUUCAAGUCUAACAUUGGAACAAUGCCUUGAACACUACACCAAAGCCGAAACGUUGAGUGCAGAAGAUGCAUGGCGUUGUCCGCAUUGUCAAAAAUAUCUACCAGUUGUCAAAACAUUGGGUCUAUGGUCGCUGCCAGACAUUCUGGUGAUACAUUUCAAACGUUUUCGUCAACAAUACAUCAAAGGACCACAGGCUGCGAAGCUUACAACAACAGUGAAAUUUCCGCUACAUGGAUUCGAUAUGACUCCGCACUUGGCGAGAGAUCCGAAUGUGAACAUCAACGAUAGUGAAGAGAAUUGGAGUCCUUGGCGAAAACAGAAGAGACGUGAAAAUUGUAUGCAGCCGAAAGAUAACCGCUACGAUUUGUAUGCGGUAUGCUAUCAUCAGGGAGAUACUUUGGAGACCGGUCAUUAUACGGCGGCUUGCAAAAAUCCGUACGACCAUCAGUGGUACAAAUUUGAUGACCAAAAAGUUAGCCUAGUGCCAGGAGAAAAUAUUCCGGCCGAUAUUGUCAACAACGAGGCGUACAUGUUGUUCUACCAGCGACGUAAAGUCGAUAAUAUGGAAUGUUCGGGUACAAGUUCCACAUCGGGCGAUCAUUGGGUAUCAAAGAUAGCAGUCGCUCCAACUCUAGGAGAAGCACCGAGUACAUCGGUCUUACCAACUACUGAGAAAGUAAAUGCGAACAACAAGCGGAGUGCUGAAGUUGAAUGUGAACAGGUGAUUGUGGAUGCUGAUGUUGUGCCGAGUACAUCAAAAUGCGACAAGCCAUCCGUCGAACCACAAGUAAAUCCUCCUUCACCAGUCGCCGUUACUAAGUUUGAAGUGAAUGUCGAAAUCAACGAAUCAAAACCGGUUGUUAAUGGAACCGAGGCCGUGACUAAAAUUGAUAAGAUCGAUGACGAUGUGAUUGACGUUGACGGGCUCGAUGGCAUUGAUGAUACCACGGCCACGCCCAUCGUUGAAAUACCAAAACUGGAAAAUGUCAAAGAGGACAUCCAUCACCAACUCGGUGGUGUAGAGCUUCGCAGUAGUCCAAUCAAAAAGGAUGACGGCUUGAGCACAUCUGUACCAAAUCAGCGAACGUUAUGGCCACAUGAGCACACACCUCCCGUAAAUCGUGGCAGUUUGUCUGAUAUGUUCGUCAGCAAUUUUCGGCGCGAUCAUCGUGAAUUGCGCCAUUCCAUGUCAAAUUCGUCAACAAUGCGACAGAAGGAAGAGACAAUAGCUAUGAUACGGGGAUCGAAUUCAUGCAGUAAAGACACGCUGUUGUUCAUUGAUCAACAAAAUCAUGGUCUGAUAGAUGAUGACUAUUUAGGCAACAGAUCAUUGUGGAUAUCACCUGUUACGCCACACAAACUGAUCACGGUGUCACCAAAAAAUUAAUAUGUAAGUCUUAACAUUAUCUAUUUGUAAAUUGUUUACUGUUGUAGAAUUAUGGAGAAUGUCCACAUCAAACUAUUGUAUAAAUUUCUAUUUAAACUUUGAAUGUAAAAAUACCUCCUGUUAAAAAAAAACAACCAAUUUAAUCAAACCAGAAAACACUGGCCAUUUCUAAUGGAAAGCAUCGUUCAUUUGCAAUAAAAUGCAAUUUCAAGUGCCAGUUUGAAUAAGUUUUACAACCGAAAUUCUUUUUUAAUUUAUUUAAAUGAGAAAAAAUGAUUAAUGAAAAUACAAAAAACAAAUAUUUUAAAGAUGGAUGAAUGAAAAAAUUAUUGCAAACUGUAAUAUUAGUAUAGACAGUACACAGUUGGUUAGUGUGUAUAAUACAAAUAAAGUAAAAACAGUCUUUGAUGGGCGAUUGCCUUCACUAGAAAUUAAUUUUUCUUUCUUUUUUUAAAGAUUGUCUUGACAAGCGCGUGUAUAUUGAAAUGUAACAUUUGUAACCAGCAAGUCAGAAAGAAAAUGUUCCUUUUCCUCCUUUACUUUUAUUUAUUUUAUCCUUGCUCGUCUUGCAAACCUUUUAAAAUUCCUUACAUCGGUGAUUUGUUGAACUUUCCUUUCUCUAUUAAUUUAUUUCCUCUUCAGACUGAGAGCGCAAAAACGUUUACAUCAUCGUACUCCAAAUUGAAACCUAUGCCAUGUAUCGUUACACUAACUAGGACUAGAGAUAUGGGUUCCUAGACUAUUGUUUUUAACAGAUAGGACGCGGACCUUACAAAAACAGGUCUAGUUUAUAUCAUGUCAGUCAAGGUUGAAGGUUACGCGAAAUUACGAACGUCACAGUAAGAUGGACAAUUAAGCCUCGUUUUCCAGUGUUUAACAUUACACUACAAAUCGGAUCAAUGCGAUGUUGACAGCUCAUCUGAUUUUAUGAAUGGAAUUAAGGAUUGCCAUCAACAAAAAAUUUGACAUUUGUGGCGAAUAUUUUCGCGUACGUCGUUGCGGCUAGGGUCAGUUAGCGACGCACAAUUUCUUGUGUGUUAACUGUCUAUUACAAUACCUUUAUUUUGGUACGUCUCUACGAUACUAAACAAAGGUUCCAGAACAAACAUUCCUAGUCUAAGAUAGCGUAACAAUAUAUGGCAUUGGCUUCGAUCCGCCGAGUAGAGAGGUAUUGAAAUGUUUACUCUUAGUCUCCUAGUCUUACUUGUAAUCAAUUAAUGAAUAAUAAUCAAUGAUUGACACACUCUUCCUAUCCAACUCAAUUCCUAAAUUAAAUUUUUUGUUUUUUUUUUAAGAUAAAAUUGAGAACAGAGAAAUGAGAUAUACAACAAAGAAAAUUUAUGAUUUUAAUUAUUAUUGUAGAAAAACGAGUAAAUAUAUAAAAUGUAGACGAUAAGAAUUUAAUAUAUUUUUAGACGGUAGUCGGUGCUUCUCAACAAGGCAUUUAAAUUUUUAUUUUAUUAUUAUUAUUACAUUGAUAAACAACACGCACGUGUAUUGUGUAUAAGUGAGAAAAAAAAUUAUUUUAGAAUUUCAAAUCUAAGCUUUAGACAGUCACAUAUACACUUGUUACCAUCGAAAUUACAAAUUAAAAUGGAAAUAUUUUAGAAAUUUUCUUUUUAUUAUUUUAAUUUAAUAAGAAACAACAACAGAAACUGUUAAUCAAUGCCUACAACGAGGCCUAAGAGAUCAAUCGAUUCAUGAUUCACAAAAAUGAAUGGAACGAUUGACGUCAAGAGUUUUAAUAGAAACCAAUCAACUUUGGUGAAUAAAUUUGUCUGCAGGAAAUUAAAUUCCAAAAUCGAUUCAAGUCAAAUGCUAGCCUAUCUGAAUGGUAAUGUCUUUUCAUAUCUACAAUCGAAGCUUUAAAAAAAUGUUUUCUGUACCAUAAUAGACCGCUGAGAUGGUAGAGAAACUGAGCAGGAUUCUCCUGCACCUCGUACUAUUGGUUUAUAGUAGCGAUUAUAGUAGUGAAAGUUAGUGGAAAAUCACAUUCCCGUUUUAUUUUCAACUGAACUGAAACUGAAUAACCUUGCUCCUACUUCCCAUUCGUUGAAAUCAAACUAAAUUGUCCCAGUAUCGGUCCUGGCAUAUACAAAAUUUAUCUGUUUUCAUGCUUGGCUGGUCUUUCUCAACACGACGUUUUUCGAAAACAACAAGAAAAGAAGAAAGUUUUUUUAGGAACUUGGUUCUCUGUGUUCAGGUCCAUACGGGGUGGAAAUGAAAGUCUCAAAAGUUCGAAAGACGUAGAUUUGAGACAGGGAGACUACGUAUAUUCAAUUUUCAUUUUUUUAAUAUGGCUUUCGUUGAUAUCAGACUAGUGCUGAUAUGAAAUCAAUUGCCGUUAAUUACCAAUUCGUUUACUGAGGAAAAAUCACUUUUGCCCGAAGGAAAAACUACGUGAGCAAAUCUUGUCGCUUCUAUUGGCGCAGAUUUUCGUCACCAAUAGCAAAUACCAACUGUCCCAGUAUUUUGCUCGCAUAGUUUCCCGCUCGAUUUUACCUGACAGUCUUUAAAAUGUUUUACUUUUCUUUCAGUUGAAAAUAGUAGAAAUUGUAAUGGUAGCAAAUGGUAAAGUAUUAAGAGCAUGAGUAAUAUAAGUCCUCAACCUUCGUAGGUGAUUGACAUUGCCAUUACCUUACAACAUUAGCAAAACUUUAAGAGGCGACAACACAGUGAAAAUGGUAAAAGUAUACCGACAUUUCAAAACUUUUUUUUUUCGGCAGGGAGGUAUGAAUAUUUAUCGUUCAUCUUGUAGUGUCAUUUGACGACUUGAACUGUUACAUAUAAAUAUAAAAUGCAUCCACACUCAUACAUUAGAAUGAAAAGCCCAACAAUUUUACUCUACAAUUCUCAGAUUGUGCCGAAUUUCAAUUAAAUUUAUACAUUUUAACCGAACUGCGUUUUAACACGGAAUUUUGACCAAAAUUGAAUAAAAUGAAAAUUAAACUAGUGAGAAAUAUAAUUAAUUAACCAAAAAAGAAAAUGUUCGUAGAAUAUGUUAACGAGUCACCGUAGAGUUACAAAUUUAAACAAAAUGAAAAAGCAGA